Molecule: messenger RNA, 441 nt
Organism: Lathyrus sativus (Indian pea)
Lineage: Eukaryota; Viridiplantae; Streptophyta; Magnoliopsida; Fabales; Fabaceae
Source: the annotation of a GenBank genome assembly
AUGCCUCGUAGCAGUUUUUCAGGGUCACUGUCUUCUCCCAAGUUGGAUGUGGUUAUAGACAUGGGCAAUCCAUUCCUUAACCUCACUGUUGAUGGUUUCUUGAAGAUUGGAGCUGUUGCAGCUACAAGAUCAGUUGCAGAAGACACCUUUCAUAUAAUUCGAAAGGGAAGUAUCUCAAGUAAUGAUUUUGAGAAAUCUCUGAAGAAGAUGUGUAAAGAAGGUGCAUACUGGGGAACUAUAGCCGGCGUAUAUGUUGGAAUGGAAUAUGGUGUAGAGAGGAUCCGUGGCACGAGGGACUGGAAGAAUGCUAUGUUCGGAGGUGCAGUGACAGGGGCUCUGGUAUCUGCAGCAAGCAACAACAAAAAAGACAAGAUUGCAGUAGAUGCCAUUACAGGGGCUGCAAUUGCGACAGCUGCAGAAUUCAUAAAUUACCUUACCUGA